This is a messenger RNA of Mesorhabditis belari, 207 nucleotides long. Lineage: Eukaryota; Metazoa; Nematoda; Chromadorea; Rhabditida; Rhabditidae. The record is from the annotation of a GenBank genome assembly.
AUGACGUCAAUUGGAAUGCGUCGUCCCCGUCUUGAGAGACAAAUGGCUGUCGAUACGAUGGAGGACCCGACCUUGAAAUGCUUGCCGAGUCAACGCCAAGCGAAUCAAUCGACGAAUGGUGCCACUUUUCAACAACCACAACAUCAUCACGCUCCACAGCGACAAGACACCGUCAUCUGUCUUGACUCGAUUGUUCUCCAACCAAAA